Molecule: messenger RNA, 3470 nt
Organism: Ostrinia nubilalis (European corn borer)
Lineage: Eukaryota; Metazoa; Arthropoda; Insecta; Lepidoptera; Crambidae
Gene: chm
Product: histone acetyltransferase KAT7
Exons: 17
Coding region: 174-3470 (1098 amino acids)
Biological process (GO): negative regulation of DNA-templated transcription; positive regulation of transcription by RNA polymerase II
Cellular component (GO): nucleus; chromatin
Molecular function (GO): zinc ion binding; transcription coregulator activity; histone acetyltransferase activity
Source: RefSeq, a predicted model, not a curated record
GUUGACUUGGUGGACUGGGAAUUUAGUUUUUACGGGUUUAUUUUCGAUAGUUAUUGAUUUAUAACUGAAAUUAUAGAUAAUCAGGCUGUGUAUUUAAUUGAUUAGUUUGUGUGUACAAUACUAUACUACUGAUCAGUGUUUUAGUGUACUUAAGUUUUUUACUAGCACUCAAAAUGACGAACCUGAAUAUUAACAGUAGCAGUGACAGCAGCUCUGGAUCUUCUUCCGAUUCAAGCAGCAGUGGAAGCUCUUCCACGAGCUCCGGUUCAGGGUCCUCCAGUUCAGAUUCAGAAUCUUCCGUGUCCGACACACCACAGGUCAACUCUAUCCAAGCCCAACCCCCUAAGUCCCCCACAAAACCAGAGGAAAACAAAGAAGAACCAAAACAAAGAAGACCGUCCAAAACAAACAGAAUAUCUUCUUCGAGCGAUGACGAAAUUCCAAAAAUAGAAAGCCCCAAAAAUCAAACACCAAAAAGACGGAGCUCUACUAAAGCGAAAGCUGCAAGUGUCCUGGCUAAAAAGCCUUUAUCUGGUGGAGCUAAAACUCCGAAGCCAGCUUCGAAAACUGCAAAACCAACUCCUAAAUCUGACCAGAAGAAAAAAAGCAUAUUUUCACCGGUCAACAGUUCAGAAUCUGAAACUGAGAGCAAAUCGUCCAAAAGUCCAAAGGGGUCCCCUGGUUCUAAAAAAGGAUCUAGGAAGUCUAGUGAUGAAAAGAAUUCUUCUUCUUCUGUUACACCUGACAAUGAUGAUUCAAAUGGAAAAGAUAAUGUAAAGCGUAGGAGUACUAAUAAACCAAGUGGGCCCCCUCCGAAGAAAGCGGUUGAAGAUAAAAGUGCAUCGUCAUGUUCGUCAAGUCAAUCAUCGAUUGAGUCCGUGUCUUCUGAUAGUGAAAGUGAACCGGCACCCAAAAAAGUAGAACCACCACCUCCACUGAAAACUGGAAAAACUAAACCACCUUUAGGCAAUUCUAACAAACAAGAAACUGUUGGAAAAAUUGUCGAUCCAAAGGAUGCCACGAUGCCUCGAAAAUUCACCAGAUCAUUAUCAGCUAGAGUUUCCAGACUGGCCACUAUAUCCAGGCCUACUCACACUGACACGGAUUCAGAAGCUGAUGACAAAAGUCAUGAAAAAAGUUACAUGAAAGACAUCAAAAAGAUCCUCAAAGGUCGCCUACCUGCAGUCCAGUCGCCUAUCAGACCACUGCCUCCACCAGAGCCAUCAGAGAGACGGUGUCCUGUCAGAGGCUGCGACUCCAGUGGCCACCUUGGUGGCAAAUCGAACCGCCACUUCACGUGGGACGCGUGCCCUGUCUACCACAACGUGACGGGCGCGUGGUGCGUGGCGGCGAGCGAGGAGCGCGCGGCCGCUUCCAGCACCAGGCGGCGCGCGCUGCAGACGCUGCAGCAGCGGCCCCGGACCAUGCCCACCAUCGAGCAGCGCGCCUACCAGCUCAAGGUCAAGCCACGCCACGUGACACGUGACGCGGGCGAGGAGCGCGCGGCCGCUUCCAGCACCAGGCGGCGCGCGCUGCAGACGCUGCAGCAGCGGCCCCGGACCAUGCCCACCAUCGAGCAGCGCGCCUACCAGCUCAAGGUCAAGCCACGCCACGUGACACGUGACGCGGGCGAGGAGCGCGCGGCCGCUUCCAGCACCAGGCGGCGCGCGCUGCAGACGCUGCAGCAGCGGCCCCGGACCAUGCCCACCAUCGAGCAGCGCGCCUACCAGCUCAAGGUCAAGGAGCGCGCGGCCGCUUCCAGCACCAGGCGGCGCGCGCUGCAGACGCUGCAGCAGCGGCCCCGGACCAUGCCCACCAUCGAGCAGCGCGCCUACCAGCUCAAGGUCAAGGUGGGUCGCUACAGCCACGCCACGUGCCACGUGACACGUGACGCGGGCGAGGAGCGCGCGGCCGCUUCCAGCACCAGGCGGCGCGCGCUGCAGACGCUGCAGCAGCGGCCCCGGACCAUGCCCACCAUCGAGCAGCGCGCCUACCAGCUCAAGGUCAAGGAGCGCGCGGCCGCUUCCAGCACCAGGCGGCGCGCGCUGCAGACGCUGCAGCAGCGGCCCCGGAGCAUGCCCACCAUCGAGCAGCGCGCCUACCAGCUCAAGGUCAAGGUGGGUCGCUACAGCCACGCCACGUGCCACGUGACACGUGACGCGGGCGAGGAGCGCGCGGCCGCUUCCAGCACCAGGCGGCGCGCGCUGCAGACGCUGCAGCAGCGGCCCCGGACCAUGCCCACCAUCGAGCAGCGCGCCUACCAGCUCAAGGUCAAGGAGCGCGCGGCCGCUUCCAGCACCAGGCGGCGCGCGCUGCAGACGCUGCAGCAGCGGCCCCGGACCAUGCCCACCAUCGAGCAGCGCGCCUACCAGCUCAAGGUCAAGCCACGCCACGUGACACGUGACGCGGGCGAGGAGCGCGCGGCAGCUUCCAGCACCAGGCGGCGCGCGCUGCAGACGCUGCAGCAGCGGCCCCGGACCAUGCCCACCAUCGAGCAGCGCGCCUACCAGCUCAAGGUCAAGGACAUGCGUUCCAAAUGGAAAGGAAGUCAAGAACUCCGCGAGAAGUUAUCCAUUACUUGCGAAGAAACGACAGAAGAGAGAGAACCGAUCCUGGAUGGUUUCGCCCCGGACUACGAUCUGAGGCUGUUCAGGGAAGCGCAGGCGUUGGCAGCCAUCAAGAUAGAGGAAGAACUUGGGGAUAUAUCGACGGAUAGAGGGACCAGAUUCGUAGUGAUGGGCAAAUACAUGAUGGAAGUGUGGUACCAGUCUCCCUACCCGGGUGACGCGCCUCGCGUGCCACGGCUCUUCGUCUGCGAGUACUGUCUCAACCACCACACCUCCGCCACCGGCGCCCAGCGACACAAGGCCAAGUGCGUGUGGCGCCACCCGCCCGGCGACGAGGUGUACAGGAAAGACGAGCUGAGCGUGUGGCAAGUCGACGGCCGCAAGCACAAACAGUACUGCCAGCAGCUCUGCCUUCUGGCCAAGUUCUUUCUCGACCACAAGACAUUAUACUAUGACGUGGAACCUUUUCUCUUCUACGUAAUGACCAAUGCUGAUGACGAGGGAUCGCACGUCGUUGGAUACUUUAGCAAGGAGAAGAACUCAUUCCUGAACUACAACGUGUCCUGCAUUCUGACCCUACCUCCGUAUCAGCGGCAGGGGUAUGGGAGGCUUCUGAUCGACUUCAGCUAUCUGCUAACAAAAGUGGAGGGCAAAGUUGGGUCUCCAGAGACACCCUUGUCCGACCUGGGCCUGAUAUCGUAUCGGUCUUACUGGAAGGAAGCGCUGCUGAGGCGGCUGUGCUCUGCUCCCGGCCCGACGCUGUGCAUUCGCGACCUGAGCAAGGACCUGGCUAUAGCCUCGUCGGACAUCGUGUCUACGCUGCAGGAGAGAGGCCUGAUGAAGUACUGGAAAGGAAAGCAUAUUGUACUGAAAAAGCAGUAUGCAUAUCUAUUUACGAUGUAA